CUAUACUCCGUAUUCCCAAACCCUCACACUGUUCACUCCGCGCCGCCGCCGCAAUCGGACGAUCCGACAAUGAAAAAGCUUUACCGAAAGAGCGCAGUUCAUCCCACGCCGCCGCUGGUUCUAGACCAGCUCGCCUUUUUGCCGGCGGCGAUUCUGGCUCUCACCGUCGCUCUCGGACAGGGAGACAAGGAAGUGCUGGCCUAUCUCGUGUCCUGCUCCGCCGGGAGCUUCAACGCCGAUAGGAAAUCCGCCGCGUACUGCGGCGGAAAGGGAGGCUCCGACGCGCAUCCGCCCCGAUUCGACUGCUACUGCUUCAGCUGCUACAUGAGCUACUGGGGCAGGUGGGACUCGUCGCCGAACCGCCAGCUCAUACACGAAAUCAUCGACGCCUACGAAGACCGAUUGGCCUCGUGGAGCAGAAACCAGAGGAGGGAGAAGAGGAAGGGCAAGGCCGGGAGGAAGCAGGCGAAAGGGCCGUCCGGUUCUCCCCCUCCGGGAUUCUCCGGCGAGUCGAUGAAUAGCUCCGAGUUGAGUUUGGAAACGGGCGAGUCUGGCGAGUCGAACUCGGCCGAGUUGGACUCAACCCGGUAUGAGGAGGAAGAAGAAGAAGGUGGGGCAGUGAGAAGAUUCGUUAGCUUUGUUGGGGAGAGAAUCUGGACUUCCAUUUGGACUUGAAAAAAAUUAUUUUUUCAAGGAAAAAAAUUAAGGUUUGUUUGGUUUGAUCACUUCUCAUUAGUGUUUUUUUUUUCUUUUUAAAAUUAAAAAAAUGGGUUUUGUAAUAUUGACUAUAACCCAGCCAUAAUGUAAAAUAUGCCCCUGGUUUUCGAAGUUCAUCAUUUUCAAAAACUUGAAAGUUUAUGAGAUUGGGGGCAAUAUCUCUUACACAUCCUCUCCAGACCCUAAUCUAGCAGACAGAGUUUAAUUGAGUUGUUGUUUAGCAUCCGAUCCCGAUUCCCCACGGAGAUUUAACAUUUUAGAAAGAUAUAUUCUAGAAUAUCUACUUAAAUAUUACGAAAUUCUAAAUGCAAAUUUUUUUCCCACAUAAGAUUUUCUAAUUUUUAUUUUCUCUAAAUAUUGGCAAUGUGAAAUGUAUGCAAUUUGACAUUGUGUAGUGUUGUUUCAAGGUGUUUUUUGGUAUUGUAAAUUUUAUUCUCGGUAUAAAUAAAAACGUUGGAUUACG
Molecule: messenger RNA, 1180 nt
Organism: Cuscuta campestris
Lineage: Eukaryota; Viridiplantae; Streptophyta; Magnoliopsida; Solanales; Convolvulaceae
Source: the annotation of a GenBank genome assembly